AUGUCAGAAGCAGCUGGAAUAUUACGGACUGCAUUCAGACCUGUAUCAUCGCUCACGAUUUGUCCACAACGGUCGCAGAUUGAAAGAGGAAUGGAAACCUCAAAGGAUCAUCGCAUUCGAGAUUUCUUUCCUCACUUAAGGCCUUCGUAUUUGUCCAUCUUCUUACUGUUCAUUUCUGGAAUUCUAUUCCUUCGGAAUGACGCAACAAAUGAUCGUCUGUUCGCGCUGGAACUAAAGAUCAUCAGUCUCACAAAGGAAUGCAUCGCUCCCGAGAUGAAAGCUGCACGAAGCGGACAGAUGGUCGUAACACUCGGUGUUAAGAAGAACAAGCGACGUGGAAUGACGCCACCGCAGUCUCGACUUUCUUCAUCAGAGCCCUAUGGAGAGUCUUCCAAAAGUUCUGUUCAAAGAUUUCGGAGAAGUGCCACAGGCAAUAAUACCGCGAGCUUAGCUAUUGAAGAUUUACGUCGCGAGAUCGCCUUCCAAUUGGGAAUAUUCCUUCCAAGUCAAUACUGCCGAUCAAAUGAGAAGGUAUGUCCCGCUGGUCCCCCCGGAAGUCCUGGUCGAAAAGGUCCGAAGGGACCUCGUGGAAGGAGGGGGCCGAAGGGGACAAAAGGAAAAAAAGGAAUUCAAGGUAAUAUUGGCUUACCAGGAAUUCACGGUAAGCGAGGAAUGAUGGGUUCCCUUGGACCAAGGGGAAUAAAAGGCGACCGAGGGGAGCCAGGCCCGAAAGGUGAUGUUGGGAUUCCCGGGAAUCGAGGAAUACGGGGAACAAUGGGAGGUCCAGGACCUAGAGGAGAAAAGGGAGAAAAAGGGGGUUCUGGUGAGAUGGGAAUUCCGGGUCCUCCCGGUAUUCCCGGUCGAACGGUUUCUGCGCCGGAAGCUAUUCUAUUGCCAGUCACAGCUAUAAUCGACGAAGGAGGAAGCAUGACUUUUAAUUGCACAGUUGGUGGAAAUCCAGCACCAAAGGUCACAUGGAAAUUUGAGGGGAACAUACUAUGGACAGGAUCAAAGUAUGCCAUAGACAAAGGAUUACUGAUCAUCAACGAGCUGAAGUUCAAUGAUACUGGUUUUUACUCUUGCGUUGCGGCGAGUGCUUUGGGGUCUGAUGAGGCAUUUGCAAACCUUACGGUGAGAGCGGCGCCAAUCUUUACUAAGAAACCUCCAGCAGUUUCUAUGCCACUUGAAAGCACAGAUUUUUUUGAAACGUGCCAAGCUGAAGGAUUUCCUCCUCCAGUUUCAAACUGGACACGACUUCUUCAGCCAUUACCUCCAGCAAGGACCGAAGCAUGGGAAGGAAAUCUCACUAUAAAAAAUCUGAGUACCACUGACAGUGGACUGUAUGAGUGUACCGUGACGAACGCCAUGGGCGUGAAGAGGACCAGGAUGAAUCUGGUAGUACAAAAAGGAGUGGAUUGUAGCUGCUGGCGUUCGAAAGAGAAUUAUCCAACAGUUCGAAGGUUCUACAGACAUUAUUCUGACGUAGUGGAGGAUUCUUCUGUCGAUGCCUUUGAUUUCCAGACAAGUGGUAAUACUAUUUUACGCGGUUUUCAUAUGUGGAAAGAUAACAGGUUGUUUCCUAGUAGCACUUUCACCAUCGAGCUCUAUCAAGGAAAUACAACUGUAGCCAAGAGGUCUCACACUUAUGAUGCAAGCUUUUCGACUAAGAAAACAUUUGAGGUGUAUUUUCCUAAAGGAAUAUUUUUGCAAGAAGGUUUAAACUACACUGCUGCAGUAAGAAUGAAAGGAAGAAAAUAUAACACUGCAGUUAAUAACGCAUUGAAAUAUAAUUUUUGUUCUGGGGCUAAUGUCACUUUUUGGAAGUCCUCUUUUGGUAGAUCAGUUUCAAGUUCUUAUGUGCGUCAAAUACCAGCUCUUAUCUUCCUCAGUUUAAAAUGCUGAACGAAACAUUUCUGUUUUGGGAUUUUUCAAAGUGAAACAUUGAAAGCUUCUAUAAUACCAUUUGUACUUAGUUCUCAUGGUCUAAAUGUGGUAAAGAUACGUUUCUUCUCCACAACUAGGAUGAAUAAUUUUGAAAAUGGUGUGCUAGGAAAAACUGAAGGAAUUUAUUUCAUGAGGCUUUUUAGUCCGUGGGCUUUAAGGAUCAAAUCGUGGUCACUUGAAUGAAGCCUACGAACUGCCCAUAUCCAGACUUCACUACAAAGUAAUGAGUUCUUUAAUAGAUGUGGCACGAUGGCUUUAAAAUAGCUAGCGCAGUAGAUCGGACGGUGGAUCGAGGGGUCCUGCCCUUGGGUAAGACGCUUAUGUCUUAUGAUGUUUACCAGCAAUCUAAGGGUUUUAACCGAGGUUUAAUUGUCAACAGAAGUUUCAUUUUAAACUACGCAGGUAACAGUGAAAGUAACACAGAUUACUACUAAGCCUUAAUAACCCUUGGUGAAGGUAGCCAUAGAGGUUUGGAACUUGAAAAAACAAUAUAAAUCAGCUGGCCAAUUAAAUAACCUUUAGUCUUCAGUAAAACCGCUAAGGUAGAAAUCAAGUGAAUAGAUGAGUAGGAUCGGUGCUUUAACAAUUUAGAUUUUGGGGGAAACAGGUAGAGAAAGAAAGAACGAUCGUCCUUGUAAAGAGGAUUUCCUCGCUUCCCGUUGUAGGGGUGUCUGGUUUGUAGGUCCUGUAAAGAAAAAUAAACAUUAUAUUUUUGC
Messenger RNA from Pocillopora verrucosa, 2660 nucleotides. RefSeq lists its product as uncharacterized. Gene Ontology annotation, cellular component: plasma membrane. The record is from RefSeq and is a predicted model, not a curated record. Gene Ontology annotation, biological process: homophilic cell-cell adhesion. Lineage: Eukaryota; Metazoa; Cnidaria; Anthozoa; Scleractinia; Pocilloporidae.